AUGGCAUCCGCCUCAGCAACAAGUGUUCAAAGUCAAUCAUCAUUGCCACAAAAUACUUGCACCGUUCCUUUAUUAGGAGUACGUGGUCCCGGUGGAGUUCAGCUUGUGACCAGUCCCGUUCAUUCUGAAUCAGUUGAAAAAGUUUUAAGUCAUGACGUUGAAAAUUGUCGUUUAACAUGCUUUAGUCGAAGUGGACAUCAGUUUGUUAUGGGUGAUGGAACAAAAGUCCAAGUUUAUUGCUGUAAUACUCGUCAUGUUCUGUAUGAAAUAAAUAAACGAAAAAUAUGUGCAAUAAAAUAUAGUCCAAAUGAUACUUAUCUGCUGUUAUUUGAACCAUUUUCUGAACGCUAUACUAACCGUUUACAACUUGAAGGUUUACAAAUAUUCAGUAUGGGAAAAAGUGUACCACCAUACACGAUAUCAGCCUUUGUCAAGGGUAAAAAGGGUAUUCCUGACUGCGUACGUUUAUUUCAAUAUCCAGAUUUAAAAUCGACAAUCGCAAAUAAAAGUUUUUUCAAUUUUGAUCAUGUAAACAUGAAAUGGAAUUAUAAAGGUACAGCAUUGCUCGUACUGUGUAGUUCAGAUAUGUCCGAAAACAGUUAUUAUGGUGACACAAUGUUACAGCAUUUAAAUAAGAAUGGUGAUAGUAGCAAUAUUACAUUAUCGAUAGACAUGCCAUCGAAAGCCACAAUGUUCAAUUCAAAAUGUGAUAUAUCAUGGGAAUUGAGUGUUGGAGCCAAAAAUGCUGUUUAUUAUAACACCGAUGGUACUUAUCUUGCUUUAUGUGGAUUUGGAAAUGUUAGUGGCAACAUCGAAAUGUGGGAUGUAAAAGCUCGAAAACAAUUGAUACACAUUAAUGUGCCAGAUACCACUUAUUUUCAAUGGUGCUACGAUAACUACCAUUUCAUCACUGCAACAACAGCACCAAGAUUAAGGGUUAAUAAUGGUUUCAAAAUUUGGCGUUUAACGGGUGAAUUGAUAUUUGAACAUCGUACAUCAGACAAUCAAGAAUUGUGGCAAGUUCUAUGGCAACCAGGAACAUAUAAUCGUGGAAAUAAACAACCAAUAGCUUCCGAUCCGUCUUCGACGACUACAAAUAUCAGUAGCAAACAAAAAACUCCACAAGCCUAUCGUCCACCUCAUUUACGAAAUACAACUCGACAAGUGCCUAAACUGCACGAUGAAGGUAUACUUCGAUUUAUUAUAUCCAUGCUGCACUAGAACUUUAAUUGGUCUUCUUAGUGCCUGCUAAACAAUCUCAUUCACCUAAACCA
Messenger RNA from Didymodactylos carnosus, 1274 nucleotides. The record is from the annotation of a GenBank genome assembly. NCBI's taxonomy places the organism in Eukaryota, Metazoa, Rotifera, Eurotatoria, Philodinida, Philodinidae.